Folsomia candida is the source of this 1548-nucleotide messenger RNA. RefSeq names its product oxytocin-neurophysin 1. Gene Ontology annotation, cellular component: secretory granule; extracellular region. Gene Ontology annotation, molecular function: neurohypophyseal hormone activity. Lineage: Eukaryota; Metazoa; Arthropoda; Collembola; Entomobryomorpha; Isotomidae. The record is from RefSeq and is a predicted model, not a curated record. Bases 707 to 1273 code for a protein of 188 amino acids. The transcript has 5 exons.
AAUCGUUGGUGGGUGUUGAUCCUGAUUGGACUGAACACGAAUAUAACGAUGAUAACAUCGUUUCCCAGUAUUUUGAGACACAGUAUAGCAUAACCAAUUUAGAGUUUUUUUAGAAGUGGCGUGGGCUUCCUUGAUCAUUCGCACAAGGCGCAAUUCUUGUUGGCAACUUGCGGAGCGUCAUCGUCGUGUACUUUUACAUACGUGCUUUCAUACGAUGGAGAUACGAGAAGCAAGACAUCAAGGGAAUUCGCUCGUGCAUUAUUUCGGGGGAAGAAAAAUUUGACACCUUUAUCUCACCUCAACCCUUGAGAUCUGAGCAAGUAUCCGAGAGGAGUCAGAGCAGAUAUCGAUGUCACGUAUCAUCAUCCUGUCUUGGCUUUGAUCAUAAAAGAUGAACCACAUCCUCUGCCAGUGGUGCCAUGCCGUCUCAAAUUUAGCCAGGAUAAAAGAUGGAAGGUGGAUAGUCUCAGUUCUUUAUAAGACGCUGGACCACUUACACUUCAUCCAGGGAGGUCCACUUUGGCGUCCAACCAACUCUACGCAUUUUCUGUGCACGCUUCGUUUAGAUUCUUCAAUAAUUUAAAAACUAAGAUGAAUUAAUAUUUACUAACCACGAAUUUACAUACAUUUGAACGACAUAUUUACAUAUAAAAUAAAUUGCCCAUAGGAAAAAUAUUGAAACAAAGUAUAGAUAGAAAGUCUCAAAAUGAAAACGUCUUUACUUUUUGCUUUUGGAAUUGUAAUGGUCGAGUCCCUUCUAGUUUCUGGCUGUUUCAUCACCAACUGUCCUCCAGGUGGUAAGCGAUCUGGAGCAGACACCAAAAUAAGACAGUGCGAGCAAUGUGGACCUCCAGGAAUGAACGGUCUCUGUUAUGGACCACACAUUUGUUGUUCCUCGGAACUUGGCUGCUUGUUUGGGACAAGUGAGACGCUGACUUGUUUCCAAGAAAAUCUCAUGUACAACACCCCAUGCCAAAAUCCAGGGGAAUCAUGUUCAGGAAACGAUGCCACCAAUCCCAUCAAUGGACAAUGUGCUACUCUGGGUGUUUGCUGUUCUUCAGACACCUGUACGAUUGAUGACAAUUGUCACAAAAAAGACGAGCAGCAAAACGUAAGUGGGCACAGCAGAUCAACUGUAGCGAUGGACGGGUCGCAUACUAAAGAACACGCCACAACCAUGUUCCAAAAUCCUUUGGAUCGGUGGAUUCCACGUCGUUUCGGACUUGGUCGUCCAACAGACACUUCUGGUCGUAUUUCUAGUGAUGAAUACUAACGAUCACGCAUAAUGGCAACGUUUGGGACAACGAGUUUUCAAAACUUUUGGUUUGGGCUGGGUCAAAAGUUUUGAGGACUUGUUGCAACCUCAAUUCCAGAAUUUCCAUCCAACAUUUCCACCAACAACAUUCCAAUGCAUGAUGAUUUGAAUAGAAAAGUAGGAAUAAUGACUUAUUUAAAUUUAUUUAAGUACUUAUUAUUAGAUUUAUCAAACAAUAUUAUUGUGCAAUUUCAAACGCUCUAAUAAAAUGUUAGAUUUGCUGUGUAUAUCUA